UCUUCCCUUUCCAUCCCGCCGCCUCACCAUUUCUACUCAUUUGCUCAACACAGCCGGCACACACCACCACACCACACCACACACCACACAGAACACUCUUACCCCUCUUCUUCCUUCAUUUACUCAUUCGCGGCGUCCUCAUUCGUUUGGGACUGGCCCUACUUCCAUAUAGAGCCUUUCCCCGUCCACAGUAAUACCCGCCCAUCAUGUCUUCCGCCACCGUCCCAACCGCGAUCGCGAUUCCGAAGCAGACCUUCGUGAGAUACACUUCCUCCGGAAACGCGUCGCCUUCCAACGGAUCGCGCAGCACUUCUCCUCAUUCUCCCUCGUGCUCGUCGUCGGCGGAACAUUCGCGGUCUAGCAGCCGUCGCCGGGAGUCCUUUGGCUCUAUCAAAGAAGACGUCGACGGCAUUGCGCAAUCGUUCGUCGAUACCCACAUUGAACACUCCCCUCAGGAGACCGCUAAGCCUAACCCCUUAGAGAUGCAGCCGACUCCCGACUUCUGCUGCCCCUGUGGUGGCUUUCUGGGAUGGAAGCAGAUCCGUUUGGGAGGCAAGAGCUUGAGUCGCAGCUACAGCGAUCUUCGAGGGCUGAACCAACUGCACUCCCGCUGGGCCUGGGAGUCGACUUCCCCCGUGGCCGAACCCCCGAGUCAGACCCUGCAGGUUCCGGAAGAGAAGCAGGUUGUCGUGGAGGAAGAGCAGCCUAAGCCGGUCCCGGGAACCUCGCGCUUGGAGAAGGUCCCGCCGGAGGUGCUUGACCAGAUCAUCUCCCUCUUGGCGCUUGAUGUACCCCCCAACGGAUAUACUCCCCGCAAUGUGGAUCUGAUCUCAUGCCUUCUGACCUCCAAGACUUUGCAUGCGGCUACGCUUAGUGUGUUGUACAGGAACAUGACUUUCCCCCACUCCAUCAUCUUCUCCAAGGCAUUGAACCACAUCUCCCUCUAUCCGGCAUUGGGCACUUUGGUGCGUCGUCUCGACUUCUCUCACUUUACUUCGGUGGGCUUGGGACGGACCAAGCAGAUGAACUCGGAGAUCCAGAACCUUACCUCCAAGACCCUGCUACAGUGCUUGGAAUUGUUGCCCAACCUGCGCGAAUGCUUGCUUCAGGAGCACGUGGAGGGGGAUCUCAGCAUGGAAGUUAUCCGGAAGCUGUUUACGGGCCUUCCCAACCUGUCCGCUGUGGAUUUCUGCGGCUGUUCUACCCAGUCUUUCUCCGGCCUCUUCCUCGAGGCGUUGACCUCGGGUCCUGGUCUCCCGGCUGCAUUGCCUAACUUGCGACGGGUUUCGUUGCACGAAUGCAGCAGCUUACCGUCGGUGGCGUUUGAGAUUCUCCUCCCUCGCUUGGUCAACGUGACUCACUUGGAUCUCACCCACACUCAGGUCGGCGAGGAUGCGCUUUUCUCGAUCCCUAAGACCGCCCAGAUCACCCACCUCAGCCUGUCCCGGUGCAGUCGCCUGCGUGGUCCCAAGGUGGUGGAGUUCCUAACCACUCAUCCUGCUGUCUGUGGCUCGCUGGUGUUCUUGAACCUUUUGACCGAUCCUACGCGCUCCCGUCUCUUGGAGGAGGAAGACGUUUCGGCUCUUCUCCCACACUUGCCUUCCUCCCUCUGCUCCCUCAAUUUGGGCGGUGCGAAGGUCACCCCCGCUCACACCAAAGCUCUGAUCCCCCUGACUAAGCACUUGGAGGAGCUGGGGCUGAGCUCCUGUGAGCUGUCGGGUCAGGAUCUGAACCAGUUUUUCGUUCCACCUCGGCCUGCCACUGGUGUUGAGAGUGCGCCUGCCACUCCCAUCGACAGCCUUCCGCCCACCCCCCUGGAAGCCGUGCCACCACCUCUUGUUGAGGAAUGGGUCCCGCAUACCCUUCGUUACCUGGAUCUCAACAAGGCUCCCCAGUUGACCAUCGGAACCGUGUUCAACCCGAAUGCUUGUGUCAUCCUCUCGCAGCAGACCUAUCCUCUGCAGGUCAUCGAAUUCAGUGACAAGCUGAUUGCUCCUCUGCGGGAGAGAGCUCGAAAUGCCAAAACGUCGCCCGGCUGGACUGUCCGUGAGCUGGGCCGUCGUGGCUGGUAUGUUCGCGACCCUGCCUCUAUGCCGAACUACGCUCUGGACGACGGUUCGCGCGACUGGAAGAUGGGUGCCAGAUGGUGGGGCAUGAGGAAGAUCCCUGUCGCUGUCGGAGAAGUCGGUGGCAUCUACGGACACUACAUGUUCAAGAAAUAAUUUUUCUGAUUUCAAGGCUGUGUGGAACUCUCGACUCUUUGUCAUGAUCAGUUUUAUACCCUGUUGAAUGUUCGCAUGGCGCAUCUUUCGGAUGAUGAUUUGACUUGAUGAUUUUGCAAGAGCGCCAAAAGUG
Messenger RNA from Aspergillus aculeatinus CBS 121060, 2355 nucleotides. Its product is annotated as Leucine Rich Repeat domain protein. NCBI's taxonomy places the organism in Eukaryota, Fungi, Ascomycota, Eurotiomycetes, Eurotiales, Aspergillaceae. The record is from RefSeq and is a predicted model, not a curated record. Bases 207 to 2222 code for a protein of 671 amino acids. The transcript has 3 exons.